Molecule: messenger RNA, 4105 nt
Organism: Hyposmocoma kahamanoa
Lineage: Eukaryota; Metazoa; Arthropoda; Insecta; Lepidoptera; Cosmopterigidae
Product: zinc finger protein 271-like
Exons: 17
Coding region: 116-2680 (854 amino acids)
Biological process (GO): regulation of transcription by RNA polymerase II
Molecular function (GO): DNA-binding transcription factor activity; RNA polymerase II cis-regulatory region sequence-specific DNA binding
Source: RefSeq, a predicted model, not a curated record
GAUAUUUAUUUCCAAUCAGAUCCAACUGACAGUGAGUGAAGAUGGCAUAGUGACUGUGGUGGAACCGGGCGGUGGCAAACUCGUGGACAAGGAAGAGCUACAUGAAGCCAUCAAGAUGCCUGGCACUGAUCAUACCCUCACCGUGCAUCAGUUGCAACAAAUUGUAGGACAACAGGUACUAGACAGCGUAGUACGUAUUGAGCAAGCCACAGGCGAGCCUGCCAACAUUUUAGUUACGCACAAUCCUGAUGGCACCACCUCUAUUGAAGCCAGUGCUGCUGAUCCCCUCAUUGUCAAAGACGAGAAGAGCGCUGCCAAAAUGGAGACCGCGCAGUUCGCUAUACCUGCCGAAAUCAAGGACAUUAAAGGGAUUGAUCUAAAGAGUGUGGGUAUGGGCAUGGAAGGUGCAGUCGUGAAAAUCUCAGCGGGCGCGUCCGAGCACGAUCUUCAUGCUAUGUAUAAAGUGAAUGUCGAGGACCUUUCGCAGUUACUAGCGUACCAUGAGGUCUUUGGCAAACUUAAUGCAGAAGGUCAACCACAGAAUAAGGUUAUCUCGGAAGUGGAAGUGGAAGCCGGUACGAGCGCUGCUAUGACCGAAGAGUCGUCACCAGGACACCACUCUUGCGACCUUUGCGGAAAAAUAUUCCAAUACCGCUAUCAACUUAUUGUACACAGGCGGUAUCACGGCGAAAACAAACCGUUCACGUGUCAAGUCUGCGGAUCAGCGUUUGCUAACCCCGUUGAACUAUCCAAACACGGGAAGUGCCAUCUUGCCGGAGACCCAGCCGAAAGGCACGCCAAGAGGAUGACCCAAGACAAGCCGUAUGCGUGCACUACUUGCCAUAAAACGUUCUCUCGUAAGGAGCAUCUUGACAAUCACGUCCGCAGCCAUACUGGAGAAACUCCCUACAGAUGCCAGUUCUGCGCAAAGACGUUCACACGCAAAGAACACAUGGUGAACCAUGUACGCAAACACACGGGCGAGACACCUCACCGCUGCGACAUUUGCAAGAAAAGCUUCACGCGAAAAGAACAUUUUAUGAACCACGUCAUGUGGCAUACAGGUGAAACGCCGCAUCAUUGUCAAAUAUGUGGCAAGAAGUAUACUAGGAAGGAGCAUUUAGUGAACCAUAUGCGUUCGCAUACGAACGAUACCCCGUUCCGCUGCACGCUCUGUGGGAAGUCCUUCACGAGAAAGGAGCACUUCACCAACCACAUACUGUGGCACACGGGUGAAACCCCACAUCGAUGCGAUUUCUGCUCAAAGACGUUUACUCGCAAAGAGCAUCUACUGAACCACGUCAGGCAACAUACAGGCGAAUCGCCGCACCGCUGUAACUUCUGCUCUAAGUCAUUUACGCGGCGAGAGCAUCUUGUCAAUCACGUGCGACAACACACCGGAGAGACACCCUUCCAGUGCGGAUAUUGCCCCAAGGCUUUUACCAGAAAGGAUCAUCUCGUGAACCACGUCCGCCAGCACACGGGUGAAUCUCCUCACAAGUGCACGUACUGCACUAAGUCGUUCACCCGCAAAGAACAUCUGACCAAUCACGUGCGUCAACAUACCGGCGAGUCUCCGCAUCGGUGCACCUAUUGCGCAAAAUCCUUUACACGAAAAGAACAUCUUACUAAUCACAUCAGACAGCACACGGGCGAAACGCCACACAAGUGUACGUACUGCCCGCGCGCGUUCUCGCGCAAGGAGCACCUCAACAACCACCUGCGGCAACACACCGGCGAUGCGCCGCACACCUGCUCCUACUGCAACAAGAGCUUCACGAGAAAGGAACAUCUUGUUAAUCACGUGCGACAACACACCGGCGAGACGCCAUUCAAAUGUACGUACUGCUCGAAGUCGUUUUCGCGCAAGGAGCAUCUGACAAACCACGUGCAUCUGCACACCGGUGAAACACCGCAUAAGUGCCCCUUCUGCACCAAGACAUUCUCGAGGAAGGAGCAUCUUACUAAUCAUGUCAGAAUACACACCGGCGAAUCUCCGCAUCGCUGUGACUUUUGCCAGAAAACGUUCACGAGGAAGGAGCACCUCACUAACCAUCUGAAGCAGCAUACUGGCGACACGCCACACUCGUGCAGAAUCUGCUCUAAACCUUUCACGCGUAAAGAGCAUCUUAUUACGCAUAUGAGGUCACACAGUUGCGGCGAACGACCGUACAGCUGCGGCGAAUGCGGCAAGUCGUUCCCAUUGAAGGGUAAUCUGCUGUUCCACGAGCGCUCCCACAACAAGGGUGGUGGUGGCGCAAGGCCUUUCCGUUGCGAUAUUUGCUCCAAGGACUUCAUGUGCAAAGGGCACCUGGUAUCGCAUCGGCGAACUCAUACUGGGGAAAAUGAAGGACCCGAUCCACCUACAGAGAGUGAAGAUUGCGGCGACCCCAUCAAGUGUGAGAAGGAACCAGUUGAGCGGAAGCCUGAGAUCAGAACGGCUACGGAAAAUCGGCCAACUGAGCAACCAAAUGUCGCGCAGCAACAGCAACAUCAACCGCAACCAAGUAGUGCACAACAGCAGCCUACCGUGAUGCAAAUAACCACCCAGCAAGUCCGCCCACCCCCACCUGCAAGCAACGCGAGCGUUGUUCCCGGCACGUUCACACAUACAGCGACCGCCCAGCACCACGCCAGCGGCACGGCGAUAGCGCACCAUCCUGUCACCGUGAAUUACUAGCAAUCAACCCCCGACGAGCAGACUUGCAUAGUCUUCAUGCCCAGCUGAUCCAUUGAGGAGGCACUCAUAUGCCCACCUCAAACUGCCGACUUCUGCUACGCACAUACCACGGUUACUGAUCUAAACAUGCCCCUUUUUAGCGAGGUUAACAGUGAUAAAUGAAUUGUACACUGGUCUUAUAACGGCUUGUAGUGUUAGUAGUGUUCUAAGCUAAAGUUGAAUAUUCGCAAAAAGAUUUUUAGAUUUUACGAUUAUUAUUACGAUUUUAGCUCAGAACGCUAUGAUUGUUCAUUCAGAUUGAGAUAAUUUUCGUCAUCUAUUUAGUGUAAAUUAUGAACCAUUUAACUUUCUCAAGUGUCUGUGACAUAGUAGAUAUAUUACUGAUAGAUAUUGAAGUAUUUUCAGAACCCACCACUGAAUCAUGUUCAAAGUUAAUAACAGUUCUACCACUGGUAUUUAUAACUUAUUCAAUGAGUGUUCAACAAAUAUUUCAUUUUAGUGGUUACCAGAUUUUGGCUGAUAUUUUCAACUUUUACUGCAUGCUGUAAAUAGUUUUAAGGACUAUUUUCUUGGUGUUCAAUUAAUGGAAUUAUGAUAAAAUAAUAGCAGCUUUUUACACAUUCCUUCUUGGCCACACAUUCAUAUCGAGUUCUUUUAUAUUUUUAGAGUAUUGUGGUAAGAGUCCCUUGUGAUAAAUUGUUUGCUUUUACAGACAAAAACCAAAAACAACCAUGCCAUGUCUCAUACUAGUAAUCUAUGGUUAACUAUGAAAAGGGUGUAAGGAAAUUAAGAAAACAGGGACCAUAACGAAGCGAGAGUGUAAUGAAGAGUGUAUUUUCUUGCAGUUUCCCAGGGAUUACUAUAUAAAUUAAUUAUGGUCGUGUUUAAAAUAAAAUGUAGUUUUAUAAAAUCGUGGGCUGAUUUAUGUUGCCCCAAAUCAAAUUGUAGUAAUUGAUUCACCUUAGUUAUAUUUAGUUCAUCUUUGCCAUUUAUGUACAGUACAAGAGUGAUAAAAAAUAAACUUGAUUAAUCAAUAGAUUGUAAUUUUGGUGGCUGUAUUGCUUAGCUUAGCGGAACUACCAUCGCGAGAAGUGGUGUUAUAAUCACUUCUGUGAUUACUAUAACACGGCUUGAACGUUAUUAUAGCUUGUAUUUACUGUACAUAGUUAAUUCUGUAGACGUACCCUGUAGCCGAUAAGACUUAAUGAAUGGAAUAUAUCAAUGGUUCGAUAAAUUUAAAUGCGAUUUUGAAUCGUAUCAUGUCAUGGUAGUAUUUUAUUUGUCGUUUUUAGGUGCGAUGUUCCAUUGAAGUAACUUAUACCGAAAGCCAAUUUUAACUUAUCUUCAAUGGUGCCACGCUAAUUUAUAUUUUUUAGACAAAUCUAAAUCCUUAGACACAAGUCUGUACUAAAAACCUAAUUUAUG